This is a messenger RNA of Suricata suricatta (meerkat), 909 nucleotides long. RefSeq names its product Kruppel like factor 9 (gene KLF9). The coding region runs from base 105 to 842 and encodes 245 amino acids. The transcript is spliced from 2 exons. Lineage: Eukaryota; Metazoa; Chordata; Mammalia; Carnivora; Herpestidae. Gene Ontology annotation, biological process: regulation of transcription by RNA polymerase II. The record is from RefSeq and is a predicted model, not a curated record. Gene Ontology annotation, molecular function: DNA-binding transcription factor activity, RNA polymerase II-specific; RNA polymerase II cis-regulatory region sequence-specific DNA binding.
GCGCCGCGCCAGCGCUCGUCGUCCGAGGCCAGGGCAGGGCGAGCCGAAGCUCCGCAGCCACCGCCAAGUUUGGCCGCGCCGCCGGGGCUGCUGUCGCCCGCACCAUGUCCGCGGCCGCCUACAUGGACUUCGUGGCUGCCCAGUGUCUGGUUUCUAUUUCGAACCGCGCUGCGGUGCCGGAGCAUGGGGGCGCUCCGGACGCCGAGCGACUGCGACUACCUGAGCGCGAGGUGGUGACCAAGGAGCACGGUGACCCGGGGGACACCUGGAAGGAUUACUGCACGCUGGUCACCAUCGCCAAGAGCUUGUUGGACCUGAACAAGUACCGACCCAUCCAGACCCCCUCGGUGUGCAGCGACAGUCUGGAGAGUCCGGAUGAGGAUAUGGGAUCCGACAGCGACGUGACCACCGAAUCUGGGUCGAGUCCUUCUCACAGCCCGGAGGAGAGACAGGAUCCUGGCAGCGCGCCCAGCCCGCUCUCCCUCCUCCACCCCGGAGUGGCUGCGAAGGGGAAACACGCCUCCGAAAAGAGGCACAAGUGCCCCUACAGUGGCUGUGGGAAAGUCUAUGGAAAAUCCUCCCAUCUCAAAGCCCAUUACAGAGUGCAUACAGGUGAGCGGCCCUUCCCCUGCACGUGGCCAGACUGCCUUAAAAAGUUCUCGCGCUCGGACGAGCUGACGCGCCACUACCGGACGCACACGGGCGAGAAGCAGUUCCGCUGCCCGCUGUGCGAGAAGCGCUUCAUGAGGAGCGACCACCUCACCAAGCACGCCCGGCGCCACACCGAGUUCCACCCCAGUAUGAUCAAGCGCUCCAAAAAGGCGCUGGCCAACCCCUUGUGAGGGCCGGGCGCGCCCGCCGGACAGGACUGGCCCCUCCCCCAGCCCCCAUCGCCACGCCCCCUCCGUC